AUGCCGUUGGAGAUACCCACCAAUGACCCGCGGCGAGGCAAAAAGUUUCCCUCUGCCAUCUACACCACAUUCCUUCUAUUAUCUCUCCUCGCAAAGAUAGAAAUGACCUCAACUCUAGAUACCGUCACAAUGUCCACCCCCGCACGAACAGCCACCCUCCUCACAAACCUCAACAACGUCCUCGCACGCAUCUCCGCCGCCUCAUCCAUCUUCCAAACAACCUCAACAUCCACAACCCGUCGACACAGACCGGCUGACAAACCUGUCCGAUUAGUUGCAGUCUCAAAACUGAAGCCAGCAUCUGACAUUCUCGCCUUGUACUCACCAUCUUCUUUCCCGUCUGACGAAACGCCUACGGCAACAACAACUACCCCCUCAGCAACGCAACAACUCCAUUUUGGAGAAAACUACUUCCAAGAACUCCUUGAAAAAUCCCGGAUUUUACCGCGCGGUAUACGAUGGCAUUUCAUUGGCGGUCUCCAAUCAAACAAAUGCACCUCUCUAGCCCGAGACGUGCGUGGUCUCUGGGCCGUUGAGAGCGUCGAUACCGAGAAAAAGGCAAAGUUACUAGACAAAGGCUGGGGCGAACGAGACUUCACCUCCUUAUCAACCGAAGAACAACAACAAAAACUCCGCGUCUUUGUACAAGUCAACACUUCCGGCGAAGAAAAUAAAUCCGGUGUUGAGCCCGCGCUCACUCCGGCAUUAUGUCGGUACAUUCGUGAUAAUUGCCCCGGUCUCAAGUUACAAGGUCUCAUGACCAUUGGCGCAAUAGCGCGAUCCAAGGAGACCACUGCUGACAAGGAAAAUGAGGAUUUUGUGACUUUGAUUGAGACAAGGGAGGUUGUUGUUAGGGAGCUGGGUUUGACGGAGCAGGAAGCGGAUGAUUUUGAGUUGAGUAUGGGAAUGAGUUCGGAUUUUGAGGGGGCGAUUGCGCUGGGAAGUGAUCAGGUGCGUGUUGGGACGACUAUAUUUGGGGAGAGGCCUGUUAAGGCUGGUGCCAAUGCUGGUGCUGCUUCUUAG
Messenger RNA from Talaromyces stipitatus ATCC 10500, 1023 nucleotides. Its product is annotated as alanine racemase family protein, putative. The transcript has 2 exons. Bases 1 to 1023 code for a protein of 340 amino acids. The record is from RefSeq and is a predicted model, not a curated record. Gene Ontology annotation, molecular function: pyridoxal phosphate binding. Lineage: Eukaryota; Fungi; Ascomycota; Eurotiomycetes; Eurotiales; Trichocomaceae. Gene Ontology annotation, cellular component: intracellular anatomical structure.